This is a messenger RNA of Acinonyx jubatus (cheetah), 1325 nucleotides long. RefSeq names its product tryptophanyl tRNA synthetase 2, mitochondrial (gene WARS2). Lineage: Eukaryota; Metazoa; Chordata; Mammalia; Carnivora; Felidae. Gene Ontology annotation, biological process: mitochondrial tryptophanyl-tRNA aminoacylation. Gene Ontology annotation, molecular function: ATP binding; tryptophan-tRNA ligase activity. Bases 46 to 1128 code for a protein of 360 amino acids. The transcript is spliced from 6 exons. The record is from RefSeq and is a predicted model, not a curated record. Gene Ontology annotation, cellular component: mitochondrial matrix; mitochondrion.
CUGAGCAGACGUCACACAAGCCAAGACGGCUCCGCCCCUCUCAAGAUGGCGAUGCGCUCAAUACGGAAGGCGCGUGGGUGCUGGAGCUUCAUCCGGGCACUUCAUAAAGGACCCGAAGCUGCUCACGCUCCCCAGAAAGAAGCCGUAAAGCGAGUGUUCUCUGGCAUUCAGCCUACAGGAAUCCCCCACCUCGGCAAUUACCUGGGAGCCAUUGAGACCUGGGUGAGAUUGCAGGAGGAGCAUGGCUCAGUGCUGUACAGCAUUGUUGACCUACAUUCCAUCACUGUCCCCCAAGACCCGGCUGUCCUUCGGCAGAGCAUCUUGGACAUGACCGCUGUUCUUCUCGCCUGUGGCAUAAACCCAGAGAAAAGCAUCCUUUUCCAGCAAUCUCAGGUGUCUGAACACACACAGUUGAGUUGGAUCCUUACCUGCCUGGUCAGACUGCCCCGGUUACAGCAUUUACACCAGUGGAAGGCAAAGACUGCCACCCAGAAGCAUGGCGGAACCGCGGGCCUGCUCACAUACCCAGUGCUCCAGGCCGCUGACAUUCUGCUGUACAAGUCCACACACGUUCCUGUCGGGGAGGAUCAAGUCCAGCACAUGGAGCUAGUUCAGGAUCUAGCACAAGGGUUUAACAAGAAGUAUGGGGAGUUCUUCCCGGUGCCCAAAUCUAUCCUAACAUCGAUGAAGAAGGUCAAAUCCCUCCGUGAUCCUUCGGCCAAAAUGUCCAAAUCAGACCCUGAUAAACUGGCCACCGUCAGAAUAACGGACAGCGCGGAGGAGAUCGUGCGGAAAUUCCGCAAGGCUGUGACGGACUUCACGUCGGAGGUGACCUACGAGCCGGCCCGCCGGCCGGGGGUCUCCAACCUGGUGGCCAUCCACGCGGCCGUGACCCGCCUCCCCGUGGAGGAAGCGCUCCGCCGCGGCGCCGGCAUGGACACGGCCCGCUACAAGCUGCUGGUGGCCGACGCUGUGAUUGAGAAAUUUGCGCCAAUUAAGAGGGAAAUUGAAAAACUGAAGAUGGACAGGGGCCACUUAGAGAAGGUUUUACAGGUCGGGUCAGCAAAAGCCAAAGAAUUGGCACACCCCGUGUGCCAGGAUGUGAAGAAAUUGGUAGGGUUUCUGUAGGAAGCUUCAAUCCCAGAAAGGCGUUUAUGCCUUGUGGUCUGUGCACUCCAAUAAAGGCAGCUUUCCUCACAAACGAAAAAUUGUGGCUUGGGGAUGUUUAAUUUGGUACCCAUGAUUAUUUGCUUCAUUUGAUAAAUAAUGAUUUGUAGCCUUCAAAUAGAGCAGUAUUCUAAAUCAUCAGCAAAAUGCUGUGGCUA